GUGAAACCAUUGUCCAUCGUGAACGGCGAAGGCAGUGUAAUGUCCAGUUCCAGCACUAAAACAAACAAUUCGAUAAUACAGAACAUAAUCAGACGUUGGUAUACCCGUUCAGACCUAACCGCAAAUAAUAUUUCUUUUGGAAAUCAUCAAAUAUCGGCAGAUUUAGAAGGUGGCACCAGCGACAUUGGUACGAUACGCAAAGCAGUAUGGAACGUCAGUGACUCAAAACAUGUCGCGCUUUGCUCCGCGACGCGACGGAGCACGCUUAAACAGGUUUCCAUUUUAUGUUCCGCGAGUGACAUUCGGUUUCUUUGAAAGUGCGAGCGCUUUCGAUCACCAGCCAUCGUUCAAUUCCGACGGAGCAUCCGUAAAAUGUCAGAAAAUCGGGAACGCUAGGUGACAGGGUGCAAGUGGUCCGCGACGCAGUAGUGGGGGGAAAUGUGUGGUGGCAGCACUGUGCCGUGAAUAGGAAAAGGGAGGAGCGAGAGAGAGAAGGACCUGGAGUGACAAGGUUAGGGCGAUGAGAGCGAGAUCGUGUUAUAUUGCGAACCCCUCGGCGCGAGAGAGACCGAGAUUUCGUUCAACCGCACACGGUAGCGGUGUUUGGCCGUUCGAGAAAGACGGGAAACGCGAUGAAGAAGGAGAACGGAUAGCGAGAAGGAGGGCAGACUCGCGAGGGAGAAGCGACGAGUUUGUUUAUCGCCUUGGUGAACGGCGAGAGCAGUCAGUGCGGUGCUACACUUGGUCUGUAGUGGUUGGGACGAUCGGUGGUAGCUCGGCUCGUAACUUCGGUCUCUUUUGACAAUUUACUUCGGAAUAGUUGUGCGCGGGUGCCCCGUCGUGUGUUCUCCGUCGCGCACAUGUCAGCGUCGGUUUAACCUUUUGAAGACCUCGUGCCCGGGAAGAACAUGCCGCUAACCGCUGCCAAAACAUAGUCGUUCUGUGUGCAUCGUGUGCCAAAGUCUGUGACAACCGUGUCGUAGAUCGCUGGAAUUUCACCGACCAACUGGAAAUCCCCCCCAUCCCGGCCGUGAUACUUAACAGAUAAGGCGACCAGGGUGAUCGAAAUUUCGCAGUGCCGUUUCGAGCUUUCGCGUCUCAGCCUCGACUCGCGUUCCUCGAUCCUUGUUUUUCUCAUUUCUUUCUUCUUUUCGUUUCCCCGUCGAUCGUUCGGGUUGGUAUGUUCGCGGCGAUGGUAUACGGGAAUUAAAUGAAAAUUCGCGAAACGGGUCGGAUUUAACGGGCGAUUUGGUUUUCGUACGUCGGGAUCGCGUCGCGUCGGUAAAAUUUGAACCGCGAACGGUGAUCGGCAGAACAUCAGUGUACCCAGAAUAUAUAUUCUUCGUCACUUCCCGUCGACGAGAUGAUCGUCAAAGCGAGCUUGUUGUGUGUUCUGAUGGUGAUCGGUGCCCUCGUGAAAUCGGAACCUGUACCACGCCUGCGAUCCACGCCAAUCUACACCAAUCAAUUUGCGGUUCACGUGCCGGAUGGGCCGGAAGCUGCCGCCGAGAUUGCCACGAAAUAUGGAUUCGACAACUAUGGACAGAUUGGAGCACUGAAGGAGUACUUCCUGUUUGCUGACAAACGACUUCACAAGAGAUCCCUCUCCACCAGCGAAUCGCACCAUAAGACGCUAAGGGAUGAACCGCGGGUGCGAUGGUUCCAGCAGCAGCACGAGAAGAAGCGCAAGAAAAGGGACUUCGCACCCACGUCGUACGCGUUCGGCGAUUAUCCAUCGUUUUUCGACGAGUUUGGCCCACAACCCCGACAAGCCUCGUACCAUCGUCAAAGAAAUAGAGGAAUACCCUUCCAGAACCUGUUCACGGAUCCGCUCUUCAAGGAACAGUGGUACCUGAACGGAGGGGCGAAGGAUGGUUACGAUAUGAAUCUUGGCCCGGCGUGGCAGAAGGGUUACACCGGGAAGGGUGUUGUCGUGUCGAUCCUCGACGACGGCAUACAAACGAAUCAUCCGGACCUGGCGUUGAAUUACGAUCACCAGGCCAGCUGGGAUAUCAACGGCAACGACAACGACCCGAUGCCAAGGGACAACGGUGACAACAAGCAUGGAACCCGAUGCGCCGGCGAGGUAGCUGCAGUCGCUUUCAACCAAUACUGCGGCGUCGGCGUCGCCUACAACGCCAGCAUCGGCGGCGUGCGAAUGCUCGAUGGCCCGGUAAACGAUGCCGUCGAAGCCAGAGCACUGGGAUUGAAUCCUGAUCACAUCGAUAUAUAUAGCGCUUCAUGGGGCCCCGAGGACGAUGGUAAAACUGUCGACGGUCCUGGCGCUCUUGCCAGAAGGGCGUUUAUUUAUGGCGUCACAAGCGGUCGAAAGGGAAAGGGCUCGAUCUUCGUGUGGGCGUCGGGCAACGGGGGCCGUCAUACGGACUCCUGCAACUGCGACGGCUACACGAACAGCAUUUUCACCCUGUCCAUAUCGAGCGCCACGCAAGGCGGCUACAAGCCGUGGUACCUCGAGGAAUGCAGCUCCACCCUCGCCUCGACUUACUCCUCGGGGACGCCGGGCAACGACAAGAGCGUCGCGACGGUGGACAUGGACGCCAAGUUGCGACCUGAUCAUAUUUGCACGGUCGAACACACCGGAACCUCGGCGUCGGCGCCACUGGCGGCGGGGAUCGCCGCCCUGGCCCUCGAGGCGAACCCGAGCCUCACCUGGAGGGACAUGCAAUACCUGGUGGUCCUCACCUCGAGAUCCGGGCCCCUCGAGAAGGAGCCCGGAUGGAUACUGAACGGGGUGAAGAGGAAGGUAUCCCACAAAUUCGGUUACGGGCUGAUGGACGCCGGGGCCAUGGUCAGCCUCGCCGAGCAGUGGACCAACGUGCCGCCUCAACAUAUCUGCAAGUCCGACGAGAUCAACGAGGAGAGACGCAUCGAUCCGACCUACGGUUACACGCUCAGCGUCUACAUGGACGUCACCGGUUGCGCAGGGUCCUUCAACGAGGUUCGGUUCUUGGAACACGUGCAGUGCAAGGUUUCGUUAAGGUUCUUCCCGCGAGGAAAUUUGAGAUUACUGUUGACUUCGCCGAUGGGCACUACAUCGACUUUGCUGUUCGAGAGACCGCGGGACAUUCUCAGCUCAAACUUCGACGACUGGCCCUUCCUCAGCGUGCACUUCUGGGGCGAGAAAGCGGACGGUCGAUGGACGUUGCAGAUCAUUAACGCCGGAAAUCGUCACGUCAACUCGCCAGGGAUCCUAAAGAAGUGGCAGCUGAUCUUUUACGGAACCGCGACGAAUCCCAUCAGGAUACGAACACGUCAAUUUAACCCGGUACAAGCGCAUUCUUCGUACGCCUCCGUGCAAUACCCAUUCACAGUAGACGAUGAACUAAUAGCACUGGGCCAUCGCGGCGACGUCGACUUCUUUCCUUCGUCUACCUUUCAGGGCUACCAGGGCCCGUACGUUGGCGCUGGUUCCAACAUCCAGGCGUCCGUGGCCAGCCUGGACGGCUCGUCGGCCCCCAUCCUGACCAAUCGACUUCCCGGUGAUACGUCGUCGGCUUUCGAUUCCCCGUCGUCCUCGUCGCAAGUCGGCGACGACUCCCUCGACACCACUAGAAAAAUUCUACACGACUGUGAUCCACAGUGCGAUUCUCAGGGUUGCUACGGAAACGGACCCACGCAAUGCAUCGCAUGCAAAAACUAUCGACUCGACAAUACUUGCGUGAGUCGAUGCCCUCCGAGGAGCUUCCCGAAUCAAGGUGGAGUCUGCUGGCCCUGCCACGAGUCCUGCGAAAUUUGCGCAGGAGCUGGCCAGGACUCUUGUCUGUCCUGCGCGCCCGCUCAUCUUCGCGUCACCGAUUUAGCAGUAUGUCUGCAACAAUGUCCAGAAGGAUAUUACGAGAACUCGGAGAACAGCACGUGCGUGCCUUGCGAGGCGAAUUGCGCCGGUUGCCAAGACAGGCCGGACAAAUGCACCAGUUGCGAGCAUCAUCUGGUUAUGUUCAAGAACAAGUGUUACGCGGCCUGUCCCCUCGACACGUACGAGACGCAGGACUAUAGCUGCGCGACGUGUCAUUCUACGUGCGAGACUUGCAACGGCACCGCCGAGAACCAAUGCAUCACCUGUAAACCAGGAUUGUGCGCCCUGAACGGAACGUGUCUGGCGGCUUGUCCAGCCGGAUACAGCGCGGACAGAAGGCGACGAGAAUGCAUGCCGUGUCCCCCAGGAUGCGCGACUUGCACGACAUCGAUUUGCACGAGCUGCAUCGACGGUUGGAAUUUGAACGAAGAGGGAUUGUGUGCCCCGGAGCACCGCGAUCGGUGCGAAACCUCACAAUAUUACGAUAACGAACUGUGCAAACCGUGCCAUACGUCGUGCAGGACUUGCGCGGGUCCUACGGAGGACUAUUGCAUCUCCUGUCAAAAUUCCCUGCUGCUACAGGGGAAACGUUGCGUCUACCAAUGCGACGACGGUUAUUAUUCCACGGCGCAGCCGACGAGACCCGUUUGUGUGCCUUGUUUGCAUACUUGCAAGACUUGCGUGUCCCGAUUGAACUGCACCGCCUGCCAGGACGGAUUGCAGCUGCAAAGCGGAGAAUGCAGGUCGUCUUGCGCUCGAGGGUAUUACAGCGAUAGGGGUCAAUGUGCCAAAUGUUACUUGUCGUGUAACACGUGUUCCGGGCCUAGAAGGGAUCAGUGCGUAACGUGUCCUCGAGGUUGGCAACUGGCAGCGGGAGAGUGUCACCCGGAGUGUCCCGAGGGAUUCUUCAAGUCCAACUUCGGAUGCCAGAAGUGUCACCACUACUGUCGCACGUGCAAAGGCGAGGGGCCAUUGGAAUGCACUUCCUGUCCACCACACUCGAUGCUAGAGGGUGGAUUGUGUAUGGAGUGUCUGGGUGCACAGUAUUACGACUCUUUGACGCAACUUUGCAAGAAUUGCCACACCGAUUGUCGAAGGUGCACCGGGCCUGGUAAAUUCAGUUGCGCGGCCUGUACGCCGCCGUUGCACCUGGACAAACUCAACAACCAGUGCGUGCCUUGUUGCACGGGCACCGAGAAGGGUCCGCAAGCGGAAGAAUGCUGUCUGUGCGACCCGGAAAGUGGUGGCUGCAGGAACAGCUCACCGGCUGGUAAAAGAAGAGUACCUGGAACAGAGUUUGCCUCGGCCGACACUGCCAUUUCGGAAGUGUACGCGAAUUACGAGGGAGUGACUGACAAAAAUGAUUCAGCGUCGCUGGCCAUAACGGCGACUACAACCAUAGCCGUCGCCAUUUGUCUGGUGUCGGUAGCUCUGUUUGCAACAAUAUUCAUCGCGCUUCAGGCCAUGUCGAGAAGAAGGGAAGCGAACAAGGGUUACACGCAGUUGGCUAUGGGGGUGGAACCUCCGGACGACGUUGACGCGGACGACACAACGGAGCUGAUGACCUAGACCCAUUAAAUCGAGCCAACCAAUGACAGGACCUAUCGUCGAAAAGUUUGACGAAGGUCGACCCCGAGUCUCGAUCACGAUAGAUCAUGUGUUUGCGUGGUAUUAGAAACGUGUGACGGUUAGAGCCGAGAACAGCUGCGCUCCGUUCAGAUCCAGAGUGGUUCGAGAUCAAAGGAACAACAACACAAAAAAAAAAGAAAAAAAACAUACUCACACACGAUAAAAAGAAGACAAAAAGAAAAACGG
Colletes gigas is the source of this 5632-nucleotide messenger RNA. RefSeq names its product furin-like protease 2 (gene Fur2). The coding region runs from base 1364 to 5386 and encodes 1340 amino acids. NCBI's taxonomy places the organism in Eukaryota, Metazoa, Arthropoda, Insecta, Hymenoptera, Colletidae. Gene Ontology annotation, molecular function: serine-type endopeptidase activity. Gene Ontology annotation, biological process: protein processing. Gene Ontology annotation, cellular component: Golgi membrane; trans-Golgi network. The record is from RefSeq and is a predicted model, not a curated record. The transcript is spliced from 18 exons.